Messenger RNA from Echinococcus granulosus, 1083 nucleotides. RefSeq names its product Cytoplasmic dynein 2 light intermediate chain. Gene Ontology annotation, cellular component: ciliary basal body; cytoplasmic dynein complex; axoneme. Gene Ontology annotation, biological process: intraciliary retrograde transport; intraciliary transport involved in cilium assembly. The transcript is spliced from 8 exons. NCBI's taxonomy places the organism in Eukaryota, Metazoa, Platyhelminthes, Cestoda, Cyclophyllidea, Taeniidae. Gene Ontology annotation, molecular function: dynein heavy chain binding. Bases 1 to 1083 code for a protein of 360 amino acids. The record is from RefSeq and is a predicted model, not a curated record.
AUGGCUCAGUCGCUGUGGGAUCUUGCGAUUAAACAAUCGCGUCUUAAAGCCGGAUCAGCACAGCCCACUCCAUCCUCGCUAGUCUUUGUCGGAUGUGAGAGUAGCGGCAAAUCGACCAUAAUUAACAACUUCCUUGAAAAGAAUGAAGCGCCAAGAAAAACUUUGGCACUGGAAUUUAAUUUUUGCCGUCGCAACCGUGGCCCGUGCUUCCCAAAGACCGUUGUGCAUUUAUGGGAACUGGGUGGAGGUGUGAAAUUUUCAGAUUUACUUGACGCCAUUAUUACGAAAGACUCAGUGGAGUACGUUAAGAAAUUGCGCAUUGUAAUCGUUUUAGACCUGUCGAAACCUACCGAAUUUUGGACCCACUUGACUCAUUUUAUUUCCUUAGAAUCGAGUAUUAGUGCUGCGCUGGAACAGAGCCGUUCUCAAGUUAAUAGGGAUUCACGAAAAGGGAAGAGCAACCACACAUGGCAAAAAAUAAAUGCCAACCACCCAGAUCGUGGUUUAAUGACCGUUUUCCCAGUUCCUCUCACAAUAAUCGGUAGCAAAUACGACAUGUUUCUCACAUUCUUCCAGAAAUUAAAGAUGGACAGUCAAGAUAUAAUCACUAAAUUGCUGAGAUUUGUUGCUCACUCUUAUGGUGCGGCCCUCUUCUUUACAAACGCGGUUGAUACUUCUAUGACGAAGAAAAUCCGAAAUUAUCUAAAUUACUUGGCUUUUGAUACGUCAAUGCCAAUUACUCCUCCCACUCUCGAUGGUGGACCUCUCCACAUUCUUCCUGGCGAGGACUCAUUUGAUUCGAUCGGUCUUCCUCAAUCCGAGUCGUAUUUGAAACUUGGUGAUGAAUGCACACCGUUUCAACUAUGGGAAAAGGCUUUUAUCAAACGGUUUCCGCAGGUGACGAUUUCAACAUCGGCGCAGGAUAACGAUCCUGGGGCAGAUGAACAGUUUGCUGAGCCGGAGGUAGAUGCCAUUCGACAGCUGAAGGAUGAAGAAUUUGAACGCAAUCGGCGUCAGUCGGAACGGUCCAUGCAAGUACAAAUGCAACUGGCUUCCAUCGAUGAACCUGUUUUUGAUGUUUGA